UCUCUCUCUCUCUUCCUUUCUUUUAUCGUCGUCUCUGCUUCGGUUUCUUCCGUCCGGACGCCGGCGGUGCAAGUCGUAAGUGACUGGCGAAGAUCCGGCGGUGAAACCUGCCAAGGAUUAGACCAUUGUCCAGUCCAUAGAGUCGUCAAACCAAGAGAAGUCCGUUUCCAUGGGAAAGCGGAAGACUAAGGAGGAGGCAACUCAGGCAAGUGCUUCAACUGCUUCUUCUAGAAAGAAGGAAAAGAAAACUGCGGAACCUUUGGAGUCUCGGUUGUACGGGGAACCGGUUCCGGCAGAAGAAGCUCGGGAACGGUGGCUGGAAAGAUACGACAAGAAGCAGAAGAAAAGCAAGAAUGCUCGCGGAUCUGGAGGGAACAAAAAAGAAGACACAGAUGAGGAGGUAUUGCUUGCACGGUGUCAUUACAGGCAAGCUGAGGUCGAUGGCUGCAUUUUCAACCUCAACGAUGACGCUUAUGUGAAAGGGGAAGAGGGGAAGCCUAAUUACAUAGGGAGAAUAGUUGAGCUGUUUGAGACCACUGAUGGCGAGCCAUAUUUUACAGCACAGUGGUUUUUCAAGGCUGAAGACACUGUCAUAGGGAAAGACCAUUCUAGCCUUAUUGACAGCAGAAGAGUGUUUCUUUCCAAUAUGCGUGAUGACAACCCCUUGGACUGUAUUGUAUCGAAAAUUCAAAUUGCUCAAGUUUCUCCAAAUAUGGAUUUGGUGGCAAAGCAGAGAACAAUACCUUCUUCAUGUGACUUAUAUUAUGACAUGUCAUAUUCACCCACUUAUUCAACAUUUGCAAAUUUGUCCAUAGAGAGUACGAGGGCUGGAAGUGAAACUUCUUCGACCAUUUCUAGUGAAGUUAGUUUUGAUGGUGCUGAGGGUGAGUGCAAGCCUGUCUCUGAGAAGUCCUCCUCAAUUUCCCUGCCUACAAAGCCAGAGAUUGCUUUGCUGGACUUGUAUUCUGGCUGUGGGGCAAUGUCCACUGGUCUAUGCCUUGGUGCAGCCAUAUCUGGCAUAAACCUUGUUACGAGGUGGGCUGUUGAUCUGAACCAGUAUGCCUGCGAAAGCCUCAGGUUGAACCAUCCAGAGACUGUGGUGAGGAAUGAAACAGCAGAGAAUUUUUUGGCUUUGCUAAAGAAAUGGGAGCAGCUUUGCAGGAAGUUCUCUUUGUUGAAGGCUGAUGAGGAUGUGGAAAAUUUGGAGGAAAAAGAAGAGGAAGAAGAAGAAGAAGAAGAUGAUGAUGAUGAUGAUGAAGGUGACGAAAAAGAUGAUGAAUUUUCUGAAGAAGUAUUUGAAGUUGAAAAGAUACUUGGAAUUUGUUUUGGAGACCCCAAUGAGAGCCAAAAGAAAGGAUUAUACUUCAAGGUUCGUUGGAAGGGGUAUGGUCCAAGUGAAGAUACUUGGGAGCCUUUUGGUGGACUUGGUGAUUGUAAAGAAAGAUUGUGUGAGUUUGUGGAAGAUGGUUACCGAUCAAAGAUUUUACCACUUCCCGGUGAUGUGGAUGUCAUUUGCGGAGGGCCUCCAUGUCAGGGCAUUAGUGGGUUUAAUCGUUUUAGAAAUGUUGAAGCCCCAUUAGAUGAUCCUAAGAACCAUCAAAUGGUUGUUUUCAUGGAUAUUGUUGAAUACUUGAAGCCUAAGUUUGUUUUAAUGGAGAAUGUGGUGGACAUUUUGAAGUUUGCUCAGGGUUUUCUUGGACGCUAUGCUAUUGGCCGUCUUGUUGCAAUGAACUACCAAGCAAGGCUUGGUUUGUUAGCUGCUGGAUGUUAUGGUCUACCUCAGUUUCGGAUGCGUGUAUUUUUAUGGGGAGCUCGUCCUACAGAAAAAUUACCUCAAUAUCCAUUGCCUACUCAUGAGGUUGUUGUAAGAGGGGGUAUACCAAAUGAAUUUGAGCGUAAUACUGUUGCAUUUGAUGAGGAUCAGCCUUGUAAGUUGGAGAAGGCUUUACUUCUUGGUGAUGCAAUAUCUGACCUUCCCUCGGUCACAAAUUUUGAAAGUCGUGAUGAAAUGCCAUAUUCAAAAGCACCUAAAACUGAUUUCCAAAAGUAUAUACGCUUGAGUCGGAAUGAGUUAGGUGUUUUUGCCUCUAGGUGUCAAUCAUCACAGAAGGCCAUGCUGUUUGAUCAUUGUCCUUUGCAGUUGAAUGAAGAUGACUAUCAACGAGUUUGUCGAAUUCCGAAGAAAAAGGGUGCAAACUUUAGGGACCUUCCUGGAGUUUUGGUUCGCCCUGAUAAUGUUGUAGAAUGGGACAAAUCGGUUGAACGCGUGUUUUUGCCCUCUGGAAAGCCUUUGGUUCCUGACUAUGCAAUGUCUUUUGUUCGAGGCACUUCAACUAAACCAUUUGGCCGUCUGUGGUGGGAUGAAACAGUUCCAACUGUUGUUACUAGGGCUGAACCUCAUAACCAGAUAAUAUUGCAUCCUGAACAAGACAGGGUUCUUACAAUCCGUGAAAAUGCAAGGUUGCAAGGCUUUCUUGACUUUUACAAGCUUUGUGGGCCUGUUAAGGAGAGGUACAUACAAGUUGGCAAUGCUGUGGCUGUACCUGUGGCUAGAGCGUUAGGUUAUGCUCUAGGUUUGGCUUACCGUGGUAUUUGUGACGAGGAACCCUUAUUGGUUCUUCCUCAGAAAUUUCCUAAUUCUCUGAAACGUGUUCCUUCUGAAUCAAUUGAGGAUGAUGUUAAUUCAUGAUGUAAUAGCUUUAUUUUUUUCUAAUAUUCUUGUAUUGAUAAAUGUUGUUUAUGUAUUUUAUUUGUCGCAAACCCGUGUAAUUGAGAUUCAUUAAAUCAUGAUCCAUGAACAUGAGAGUUUGGCGAAAGUUUGUGUUGUCGGCCUGUUGCAACUGUUUGUUUUCUUAUA
Molecule: messenger RNA, 2857 nt
Organism: Nelumbo nucifera (sacred lotus)
Lineage: Eukaryota; Viridiplantae; Streptophyta; Magnoliopsida; Proteales; Nelumbonaceae
Product: DNA (cytosine-5)-methyltransferase CMT3-like
Biological process (GO): negative regulation of gene expression via chromosomal CpG island methylation
Cellular component (GO): nucleus
Molecular function (GO): DNA binding; chromatin binding; DNA (cytosine-5-)-methyltransferase activity
Source: RefSeq, a predicted model, not a curated record